AAAGCUUUGUUCUUUGGGGAAGUGCCUUAUUUAACAGCAUUAUUUAUGUAUGUUUGAACAUAAUCCUCCAGCAUAUACUGUUGGUAUACGUGAAGGUGUUUAUACUGAAGAGACUGAACAUAAAGUUGUUAAAUUGGGAGCUGAAUUUCAUAGAGUAAAAAGAGGAGGUUUAAUUACUUUUCAUGGGCCAGGACAAUUGGUGGCUUAUCCAAUAUUUAAUUUAAACAAUUUGCCUCUUCCAAAAAAUCAAAAAACUUUUGGAGUUCGGCAUUUUGUAUUUUCUAUAAACAAGUAUUAAU
Messenger RNA from Meloidogyne enterolobii, 299 nucleotides. The record is from the annotation of a GenBank genome assembly. Lineage: Eukaryota; Metazoa; Nematoda; Chromadorea; Rhabditida; Meloidogynidae.